Molecule: messenger RNA, 261 nt
Organism: Microthlaspi erraticum
Lineage: Eukaryota; Viridiplantae; Streptophyta; Magnoliopsida; Brassicales; Brassicaceae
Source: the annotation of a GenBank genome assembly
AUGCAGGACAAUGAACCUUUGCUGAGAGUCUCUCAAAGCUCAUUAACCUCAAUAACCCGGACUUGGUCUUGUUUGUUGGUGAAGCUCGAUCUUGUUGGAAACGAUGGAGUAGACCAGCUCUCGAAGUUUAAUCAGGUUGGAGCAGCGUUGUCUAUGGUUUACAUAUCAGGAACACCGGUUAUGUUCGUGGGUUGUGGCCAGUCUUACACUGAUCUGAAGAAGCUCAAUGUCAAAGCCAUAGUCAAGACACUUCUCAAAUGA